CACCCAGGAGCGCAGACGCCGUGAGCUCGUACACGUCUGAUAUUUUACUGCAUAAUAUGUAUAUGAAGAGGUCGCGCUGUUCCAUAUAAGCUGUGUUUCUCUCUGCAUUUCUCUCUGGUUUUGUGUGAUAUUUUGGAAUGAGCUGCUUUCUCGCCAGCGUCGUUGUCCCUCCAGCAUGGGAACUGCCGUGUCCAGAAGGAAGAAUCUGAGAAACGAUGCCAUUUCGUCGGUGGCGGCUAAAGUUAGAGCAGCCCGAGCAUUUGGAGAAUAUCUUCACACUCAUCCCGAGAGCCGGAACGGAUCAGAUCACUUACUGUCUGACACCCUCAUUGGCCACGACUCUGACUCCCCAGACAGUGUGUGCACUCAGAACAACCACCACCACCACAACUAUCCUCUGCAGGACCCCUCCAGCAGCAGCAGCAGCGGUGCUGAUCCCAGCCUGAUUAACCCCACACUGGGCCUCCUGCAGCCUCCGCCUCCGCCCUCCUCCUCUACCUCCCUCUCCUCCUCCAAAAGCCGCCUGUCGCUGGAGCGCAGCUUCUCAGCCGAGGAGGAGCAGCAGAAGUGCGUGGAGUGCUCCCUGCAGCCCUCCCGUGUCUACACCAUCAGUGGUGAGAGUGCCAUGCUGGCCAGCAAGGAGAGCCUGGAGCUGGAGGUGCUGAGGGGGGCACGGGAUGCCCCUCCUUCAACAUCUCAAACCUUGGGCCAACCUUCAGCCUCCUCCUCUACGACAUCCUCACCCACCCAGCAGCAUCACCACCACCAUGGUGGUGGAGGAGGAGGAGGAGGCGGCGGCGGCAGCCAUCACCAUGGCAACCAUCACCACCACCAUGGUGGCGCCGGUGGGGGAGGGACCAACCCAGGACCCAGUAGCUCUGGCGCAGGACCGUCCCAACAACAGCACCAUCACCACCACCACCACCUGUCCCAGCCGCUCCACAGCUCUGUCAGCGCCCACAACAUCCGCGGCUGGGGCGAGGCCAGGGAGUGCGGCUUAGCCUGCGAGGCCUGUUCCGGGGCACCGUCCCGCAGCCAGGGCUCACUGGACCUGGAGAGCAGCACACGAGAGGCAGGCAAGCAGCCCCGGCGGCCGCUAGAGCGGAUGUGCAGUGUGGACCGGGUGACUGGGCUGGACAGAGAUGACGGUCACUGGUACCCCAAAGAGAACAUGUUCUCCUUCCAGACUGCUACCACAACCAUGCAGGCGAUAUCGAAUUUCCGGAAGCACCUUAGGAUGGUGGGCAGCAGAAGAAUGAAAGCUCAGACCUUUGCAGAGCGCAGGGCGAAGAGCUUCAACCGCUCCUGGAGCGACCCCACCCCAGUCAAGCAAGACUCGCUCCAAGACUCAAAAGACAGUGGUGACCUGCAGGCGUCCUGUGCCACUCUGGAAGACGGAGGCUGUGAUGAUAUGGACUGGGAGGAGGAGAGAGAGAUGGAGAGAGCGGCAUGUGAAGGAGAUGAUUUCAUCCCUCCUAAAGUCAUGUUGAUAUCUUCCAAAGUCCCCAAGGCAGAGUAUGUCCCGAACAUCAUUCGGAGGGAUGACCCUUCCAUUAUACCCAUACUUUAUGAUCAUGAGCAUGCUACAUUUGAUGAUAUAUUGGAGGAGAUUGAGAAGAGAUUGACCUCUUACAGGAGAGGCUGCAAGAUCUGGCGCAUGCUCAUCUUCUGUCAGGGUGGUCCAGGGCAUCUGUAUCUGCUGAAGAAUAAAGUGGCCACUUUUGCCAAGGUGGAGAAAGAGGAGGACAUGAGCCAGUUCUGGAAAAGGCUAAGCCGAUUUAUGAGUAAGGUGAACCCUGAGCCCAACCUGAUCCACAUCAUGGGCUGCUAUGUGCUGGGGAAUCCCAAUGGAGAGAAGCUGUUCCAGAAGCUGAAGAACCUGAUGAGGCCUUAUUCGGUCACCUUUGAGUCACCGCUGGAGCUGUCCGCACAGGGAAAGGAGAUGAUUGAGAUGUAUUUUGACUUCCGUCUCUAUCGGCUGUGGAAGACGCGACAGCACUCGAAGCUGCUGGACUAUGAGGACCUGUUGUGACCCAGAGCAGAUCAGCGUCCCCCUAAGAAACACCCCAUCCCACCAGCUCUCAUAAAGAAGGACAGAAACUGGAAGCAUAAAAGGAGGACGAAGUGCUGCUGGUUAUGUGAGUUAGCCGUUAUGUUUUUCAGCUCUUCACUCGAGACCCUGAGCCAUUCCGGCAGGACACGGAGUCACGGCAGAGCACAGAGACAAGAGCGGGGAUGUGCCAAAGACAGCAUUUCCUGUUUGAGUAAGCAAAAAAAAGGACAAUACGGUGCGAAAUCUGUCUUCGGCGGCGACGUAGACGAAUGGAGGCAGACUGUUCCGUUUUUCUAUGUAACAUAUAUCUAUUUCACUGAGCUCUAUCAAAGACAAAUGUGCUUACGACAAAAACCAGUCUUAUGUCUACUAUCAGGCUGUUUUUCGAACCUUUUCGAAAGUACAAUGUAGACAUAAGAAGAAAUAAUGCCACUAAAAUAUAGAUGUACAUACAUCUCAUUAAUAUAUAGUGUAGCUAUAGUCAUGCAAAUAACCUAAAUGUUGGUGGUACAUAAUUUAUUUUUUGAUGUUUAUUGUUGUGGUCUUUCUAAUGAACUACUUUGAAUAACUCAGGUUUUAGCCAUUAAUGAAUAUGUUCAUUAAUCCUCUGUCCAGAUGUGUUUGAGAGUCCUUGUUAGGUAUUUUGUGUGAAGAAUGUAUACUCUGCUGACUUGUACAUUAUCUGUAAUCGCUGCAGAAGAUGCCAGAGAAGCCAAACUUCUAGCCAAACUUUAAAUAUGUUUCCCACAUUAUUGGUUGCAUUCAAACCCCUCUCUUUCCUCUUGGCCUCAUAUCUACAAAACAAACCAUUUUAAAUGAGUUUUGUUCAAGCUUAGAGGAAACAAAGCCAAUAGGAAGUGAAUCAGGUGCUUGGUGUGCUACGGUGGAUGCCAGACAGUUGUUGACCUCCAUUGGGACCUGAAGUGGCAGUUUUUGACCUCAUAGCUUAGGUGUAAUAUUUAUCUCCACAGUCCAGCUUAGCAGAGUCAGCAGUUAUGAGGCAGCACAGUAGUGCUUUAGAGGUGAACGAAUACUGAAUGCACUAAAAUCUAUUUUUGUGAAAAAAUUCAAACCUUGUUCAUCUAAUUUACUCUUACUUCAACUGUUGGGUCAUAAAUCCAUGAAUAUUAAGUUUGAAGUGAUUUAAGGCCUUAUGGUUGGGAAGAGAGAAGGGGAGGUAAUUAUUUGCAAGGAAUGUGAAGUAGAGUUCCAGAUGUUGGUAAGAAUGAUUUGGUAUGAUUAUUUUGAAAAAUGUAUAGGUUGUACAUAUGUGCUAUUCUAGACAUAUGUAGUACUGUGUAAAAGUCAGAGACCACCCUUCUUUUUUCAUUUCCAGUCAAAAAGUAAGUUAUGUUCAAAUUAACAGAAAAUUACACAGAAGCCUCAAUGACUAAAUGUAAUGUCAAAUUUUCUAAGUAUUGUCCCUUUACAGCUUAUAUUUUUUGGGGGGGAGACUUCUGCAGGGAGAUUUUCCUUGUGUCCAAAGUUCAGUUUUAGAAAUUGGUUGUAUUUCCUGCUAUUCGUCAUCCAAGUAAUCCCAAACACAUUCAGUGAUCCUGAGGUCUGGACUCUCAGUGGGUGGUCAGUCCGUUGUUCUAAGAACACCAGCAACUUCUUUAUAACUGUUUUUUGUCUAUUUCCAUUUCUCAG
Molecule: messenger RNA, 3703 nt
Organism: Pygocentrus nattereri (red-bellied piranha)
Lineage: Eukaryota; Metazoa; Chordata; Actinopteri; Characiformes; Serrasalmidae
Product: NMDA receptor synaptonuclear signaling and neuronal migration factor
Exons: 15
Coding region: 176-2032 (618 amino acids)
Biological process (GO): positive regulation of neuron migration; regulation of neuronal synaptic plasticity
Cellular component (GO): nucleus; cytoplasm
Source: RefSeq, a predicted model, not a curated record